Molecule: messenger RNA, 291 nt
Organism: Prunus armeniaca (apricot)
Lineage: Eukaryota; Viridiplantae; Streptophyta; Magnoliopsida; Rosales; Rosaceae
Source: the annotation of a GenBank genome assembly
AUGGGCCUUGCCGUUCGGCAAGGUCCCUUCAGCUUCCUCCUUCGUACUCUUGUAACCCUAGGGCCUAGGGGUUUGGGAGGGAAGAUGUCUGAGAGUGAAGAGGCCAGUGAGUAUGUUUGUUCUGAAGAGGAGAGUUCCCAGACAGAUAGUUUUGUAGAAGGGCUUAUAGAAGCUAGGAUGGGAGUGCAUGAGGGUGAGAUGGCUGGGCCAUCAGUAGAGUCUGGGUCAGAGGCAUAUAGGAAGAUGCAGAAGAAGUAUAAAGUGUUAGAAGCCAUGUUGAUCGGGUUCUAG